Messenger RNA from Hypanus sabinus (Atlantic stingray), 795 nucleotides. It is a transcript of the gene sf3b6, whose product is annotated as splicing factor 3b, subunit 6. The record is from RefSeq and is a predicted model, not a curated record. Gene Ontology annotation, molecular function: mRNA binding. Gene Ontology annotation, cellular component: ribonucleoprotein complex; nucleus; cytoplasm. NCBI's taxonomy places the organism in Eukaryota, Metazoa, Chordata, Chondrichthyes, Myliobatiformes, Dasyatidae. Bases 121 to 495 code for a protein of 124 amino acids. The transcript is spliced from 4 exons.
AAUCAGCGGGGAGUGUUACGUAAUGACGCAGGCGACGCAAGUGUCAGAGGACUUCCGGUUUGAUCGCUCGGGAGUGAACGUCCCAUCCGGUAGUGUUGUGCGGACCCCGAAGGAGACAAGAUGGCGAUGCAAGCGGCGAAACGGGCAAACAUUCGUUUGCCUCCUGAAGUAAACCGCAUCUUAUACAUAAGAAAUUUGCCGUACAAAAUAACAGCAGAAGAAAUGUAUGACAUAUUUGGAAAGUAUGGGCCAAUCAGACAGAUAAGAGUUGGGAAUACACCUGAGACGAGAGGAACUGCUUACGUGGUGUACGAAGAUAUUUUUGAUGCCAAGAAUGCUUGUGAUCACUUGUCUGGUUUUAAUGUCUGUAACAGAUACCUUGUAGUUUUAUACUACAAUGCAAAUAGGGCAUUCCAGAAGAUGGAUACAAAGAAAAAGGAAGAGCAACUCAAAAUUCUCAAGGAAAAGUAUGGAAUUAACACAGAAACAAAAUGAACCAUUGAGUCUUUGUUUCAAUUUUUGUAUUGUAAAUAUUGUUGAAAGGAUUUUGAAUAACAAGAAAAUGAAAAUCUCAAGAAUUUGAUAGUGUAAGAAAAUCAUUUACUUAGAACAAGUGGAUGGUUAUUUUAAACAGUGCCAUUUAUCUUGGCUCCAUUUCCUGGUGACAAUUAAAUACAAAUUAAAUUAAAUACAAAAAUAUAUUUAAAUUACCUUGUUUUUACUGUAGUGUUGAAGCUUGUUCAUAAUGUGCGCACUUGAAUUCAAAAAUAUUAAAAUAUGGUUCUUUGUAUGAAA